CAGCAGCGCUGGCCAAUGGGCGCCCGGGAGGCGGUGCCUGUGGCCAAUGGAGGCGGCCGGCGCGCCGGGGGCGGGGCAGAUGCGCUGCGAGGCGCGCACGGACGAGAGCUCAGCGCCGUCCGCUCCGCACCGCGCCGGCCCCGCAGCGCCAGAACGCAGGCAAUCAUGAGUGACCGAAAGGCAGUGAUCAAAAAUGCGGACAUGUCAGAAGAGAUGCAGCAAGACUCGGUGGAAUGUGCAACUCAAGCGUUGGAGAAAUACAACAUCGAGAAGGACAUCGCUGCUCACAUAAAGAAGGAAUUUGACAAGAAAUACAAUCCCACGUGGCACUGCAUUGUGGGAAGGAACUUUGGCAGCUACGUGACUCAUGAGACCAAGCACUUCAUCUACUUCUACCUCGGCCAAGUCGCUAUUCUUCUUUUCAAGUCUGGCUAGAACCAUGGACUGUUACUGAAACUUGCACCUGGGGACAGGACUGCACAGAUCCCCACCUUCAGCCUUCCUAGGGAAACACAUCUUAAUCUUCAGGUCUUUUGUUGUAUUGUUAAUGGUCAGGGAUUUUGCUGUAGCUGCUGGUAUUUUCAUUGUGGCUAUAUAGAAAAGCAAAAAUGUCUUCCUUGUAUUUAUUUUCUUUCAGAAGAUGGCUUCUUUGCUAAUAAAACCGUUGGAACAAGUUUA
Molecule: messenger RNA, 678 nt
Organism: Prinia subflava (tawny-flanked prinia)
Lineage: Eukaryota; Metazoa; Chordata; Aves; Passeriformes; Cisticolidae
Product: dynein light chain 1, cytoplasmic-like
Exons: 3
Coding region: 16-435 (139 amino acids)
Biological process (GO): intraciliary retrograde transport; motile cilium assembly
Cellular component (GO): cytoplasmic dynein complex
Molecular function (GO): dynein intermediate chain binding
Source: RefSeq, a predicted model, not a curated record